GGUUGAUUGAGACCCGAAGAUUCAGUUAUGUUACCCGCCAACUUGUUCAAAACCAAUUCCUCCAUUCCCGGAGACACUCUCUCUUCACCACAAAAAUGUGAAGAGAGAAGAAGCAGUGAAUAGAGAGAAUCAAUUCAACUCAAAUCCAUUAUCCACAAUCAAUGGCGACCCUCUCUGAAACCUACGCCUGCGUUCCCUCCACGGAGCGUGGCCGCGGCAUUCUAAUCUCCGGCGACCCCAAAUCCAACAACAUCCUCUACUGCACCGCCCGCUCCGUCAUCAUCCGCAACCUCGACAACCCUCUCCAAGUCUCCGUCUACGGCGAACACGCCUACCCCGUCACCGUCGCCCGCUACUCCCCCAACGGCGAGUGGAUCGCCUCCGCCGAUGUCUCCGGCACCGUCCGCAUCUGGGGGACCCACAACGACUUCGUCCUCAAAAACGAGUUCCGUGUCCUCUCUAGUCGGAUCGAUGAUCUUCAAUGGUCCGCCGAUGGCAUGAGGAUCGUUGCCUCUGGGGAUGGCAAGGGCAAAUCCUUCGUUCGCGCUUUCAUGUGGGAUUCAGGCUCCACUGUUGGUGAUUUCGAUGGCCAUUCGCGGCGCGUUUUGAGUUGUGCAUUCAAACCAACAAGGCCAUUCCGCAUUGUCUCGUGUGGAGAGGAUUUCUUAGUGAAUUUCUAUGAUGGUCCACCCUUCAAGUUCAAUAUGUCCAUCAGGGACCAUACGAAUUUCGUCAACUGUGUUAGAUAUUCUCCAGAUGGGAGCAAAUUUAUUACUGUUAGCUCAGAUAGGAAGGGUAUUAUAUACGACGGAAAGACGGGGAAUAAACUUGGGGAAUUGUCUGCAGAGGAUGGUCACAAGGGCAGCAUAUAUGCUGUUAGUUGGAGUCCUGACAGUAAACAGGUUCUUACCGUGUCUGCUGACAAAUCUGCUAAAGUAUGGGAUAUUCUUGAGGAUGGUAGUAGUGGAACAUUAAAUAAGACUUUGGCACAUACUGAAUCUGGUGGGGUGGAAGACAUGCUUGUUGGCUGUCUUUGGCAGAAUGAUCAUAUGCUUACUGUCUCUCUUGGUGGCACGAUUAAUUUAUAUUCUGCUAAGGAUUUGGAUAAAAGCCCAUUGACAUUAUCUGGUCACAUGAAGAAUGUCACCGUUUUGAAUCUACUCAACAAAAGUGAAAAGAUGCUUUUGUCCAGCAGUUAUGAUGGAAUUAUUAUUAGAUGGAUUCCUGGCGUUGGUUACAGUGGUAAGUUUGACAGUAAACAAUUUGGAUUAAUCAAAUUGUUAGCGGUUGGCGAAGAAGAAGUUAUUACUUCUGGAUUUGACAACAAGGUAUACAGAGUUCCUCUUCAAGGGGAGAAUUUUGGUCCUGCUGAGCAAGUUGAUGUUGGAAGUCAGCCUAAGGACGUGAGCCUAGCACUGAAUCCUCCUGAACUUGCUCUCAUUGCAAUUGAGUCCGGGAUUGUCUUACUUACCGGUUCAAAAAUUGUCUCCACUAUAAACCUGGGUUUUACUGUGACCGCAUGUACUAUUUCACCCGAUGGUAGUGAAGCAAUUGUUGGUGGACAAGAUGGUAAGUUGCACAUAUAUUCUGUUUCAGGAGAUACAUUUACAGAACAGAGUGUUCUUGAGAAGCACCGAGGUGCCAUCAGCGUAAUCAGAUAUUCUCCCGACUUUACCAUGUUUGCAUCUGCUGAUUUGAAUCGCGAAGCUGUUGUGUGGGACCGUGUUUCCAGAGAGGUGAAGCUCAACAAUAUGUUGUUUCACACUGCACGUAUUAACUGUCUAGCUUGGUCACCUGAUAACAGACUGGUAGCUACUGGUUCACUUGAUACAUGCGUCAUUAUAUAUGAAAUUGGAAAGCCAGCAGCAAGUCGCAGAACCAUUAAAGGUGCUCAUUUAGGUGGAGUUUAUGGGUUGACUUUCAUUGAUCAAGAGAGAGUGGUCAGUUCAGGAGAAGAUGGUUGUAUUCGUGUCUGGACUUUAAAUUCUGACUGAACGUGGCAUCAGUGUCUACCAAUGCAUGAUGCAGUUUUGUGGUAGGAAAUUGAAAGACUUGUCAUCGUUUAAGUAAUGGUUUAGCGGCAUAGAAUCUUAGCUGUGUCCUGUGGCGAUGCUUCGAAAUCAGGAUAUAGAAAGAACGGUAGAGGAUUGGUGUAUAAUUUAAUCUCACAUGGAGGUAAGCCACAUAUGAUGUUGCAUACCUUUGUUUCUUCACAAUACUUUCUUCAUAAGCCUACCAACUUGAACCACGUAGAGAGCUGCAGAAAAUGUAUUAUAGGGAAUUGAUAGAGAAGCUGUUGCAUGAAUUUGAAUAUUUCUGUAAGCGUAGAUACCAUUUUUGUUUUGAAAAGCUGUAAGAGUUUACAAUAUUAUGGUAUUGAAUUAAUUCAAAGUAAAUACUUGGAAGAUGCACACAUCUUGUGCAUAUGCA
Molecule: messenger RNA, 2430 nt
Organism: Lotus japonicus
Lineage: Eukaryota; Viridiplantae; Streptophyta; Magnoliopsida; Fabales; Fabaceae
Product: actin-interacting protein 1-2-like
Exons: 6
Coding region: 162-1994 (610 amino acids)
Biological process (GO): actin filament depolymerization; positive regulation of actin filament depolymerization
Cellular component (GO): cortical actin cytoskeleton
Molecular function (GO): actin filament binding
Source: RefSeq, a predicted model, not a curated record